Messenger RNA from Dracunculus medinensis (Guinea worm), 537 nucleotides. NCBI's taxonomy places the organism in Eukaryota, Metazoa, Nematoda, Chromadorea, Rhabditida, Dracunculidae. The record is from the annotation of a GenBank genome assembly.
AUGAAAUAUUCUUUUUAUUUUCCAAAUAAAAAUUUUAUUUAUUAUUCUAACAUUUUCAUUUUAUUGGCCAAUAAUGCUUGCAAAGGUUUAUUACCGACAAAACCACUUAAAUGUUUUGAUUCGUCAACUCAGUUUGUAUGUUAUAGCGAAUUUUAUUCAGUAUUAAUUGAUGGAAAAUAUAUCAAUAAAUUUGAAAGGUUUUGCGUCUAUGCAAAUGACUGUGAAUACAGAGGAAUAGCGAAUAACUGUGUAACGAUAAACCAACUCGACAGCGUUGUACAAAAAUCAUUUUAUGAGAAUAUAGCGAAGAAAUAUGGAUUUCAACAAUCCGAUUUAAUUCUUUCAAGGUUAAUGUUCAAAAUCGGAAAUUUAUCUAUAGUAGAAAAAAUUUAUUUCAUGUUAUCAUUUUCAUGUUCAUCUAAUAUUGUUAUAGUCGCUUAUUUAUUAUUUUCUAUUUUCAUUCCUUUAGAUUAUUUCACUUCCAUUUUGAAAAUAUUUGGAAAUAUUUUGUACAUACAUUCUUAUUUAAGUCCAUGA